Messenger RNA from Tupaia belangeri chinensis (Chinese tree shrew), 10284 nucleotides. RefSeq names its product polycystin-1-like protein 2. Gene Ontology annotation, cellular component: membrane. Gene Ontology annotation, molecular function: calcium ion binding; protein binding; carbohydrate binding. The transcript is spliced from 44 exons. The coding region runs from base 1 to 7401 and encodes 2466 amino acids. The record is from RefSeq and is a predicted model, not a curated record. Gene Ontology annotation, biological process: detection of mechanical stimulus. Lineage: Eukaryota; Metazoa; Chordata; Mammalia; Scandentia; Tupaiidae.
AUGAGCAUGGCAGGCUUGGUGCUCCUGGGGCUCACCCUGAGGCUUGGGGCCACCUCUGCUAAGCUGGAAGACAGCAGCUUCUGCCCGAAGAGCCAGGUGGCCUUCAGAGAUGCUUGCUAUGAAUUUGUGCCACUCGGGCGCACCUUCCAUGGUGCCCAGAGCUGGUGCGAGGGGCAGGGCGGCCACCUGGUCUUCAUUCGCGAUGAGGACACCCAGCGGUUCCUGCAGAAGCACAUCUCCCAGGACAGGGAGUGGUGGGUUGGACUCACCAGGAACUCAGCGCAGAAUGGAACCACAGAAGGGCUGAUGACCUGGCUGGACGCAUCGAACGUGAGCUACAGUAACUGGCAGGAAGGCCAGGCCACACCUGCCCCUGGCACCUGCGGCUACAUCGCGAGAGGCCCCUCCUCGGAGUGGGCGGCCGGACCCUGCGCUCAGGCCUUCGCCUUCAUCUGCGAAUUCGGGCUCGGCUGGAGCCUGGCCUGCGAGGGCCUCAACGCCACCAUGCACUGCGGCUCGGGGCAGGUCAUCCAGGUCCGGGACGCCAUCUUCGGGCGCCAGACGCCUCAUUAUUGCACCCAGGAAGCCAAGCACCCCUCAGACCUGGGGGAGGACUGCAGCUGGGCCAGCGUCGGGGAUGAGGUGGCAGGCCAGUGCCAGGGGCUGCAGGCCUGCCAGGUGGCCGCAGAUGGGACCUACUUUGGAGACCUCUGCCCGACUCAGGGCAGCUACCUGCGGGUGCAGUACCAGUGCUGGGAAGGCUUGCAGCUGAGGGUGCCCGAGGAGAGUUUCAUCUCUGACAACGUCACCAUCUCCCUGACAUGGCUCCUGUCUCCCUACGUUGGAAACCUGUCCUGUGUACUUAGUAUGGGAGAUGGCCACACUCUCGAUCCCUAUUACCCCCCCAGUUUGUCCAGCAACGUGACCCACCAGUUCACAUCUCCCGGGGAGUUCACCGUGUUUGCCGAGUGCACGACCAGCGAGUGGCACGUGACAGCUCAGAAGCAAGUGACACUGCGAGACAAGAGGGCGGAGCUCAGUGUGACCGGGUGCUCCGGCCUGUUCAGCUCAGGAGCCAGCCCCCUCUGCCAGGCAGUCUUCGGGGACCCUCUGUGGAUUCAGGUGGAGCUCCGUGGAGGAGCAGAGGUGACUUAUGCUGUGCUAUUGGGUAACGUAACCCUGGCUGAGUCCACCACUCAGAGGACUUCACUACCUUAUAACCUCACCCUGGACAGAGAAACCCAGGAAUGGAUGGGGCCCGGGCUGCACCUCCUGGAGAUCCGAGCCAUGGGCAACACCACCAGCUCCGCACCUUCCAGAGAUAUUGCGAUCCACCUCGUGGAACUGUUGUCAGGGCUACAGGCCUCCUGGGCUUCUGACCAUUUGGAGCUUGGGCAAGACCUAUUGAUCAACGUCUCAGUGGCACAUGGCACCCCUGAGAAGCUGACCUUGGAGGUGACAGGACCCAGUGCAACCUUCUCCCAUGAAGAAGACAGCUUCGGGGAACCGUCUGGGACUUACCACGUGGUGGUCCCUGUUGAAGGCACCUUUCUGGUCACCGUGCUGGUGAAGAAUGCCUUCUCCAACUUGAGUUUGGAAGUCGGAAGCGUCACCAUCACAGCUCCCUUUAGGCACCAAGAACCAUCUGGAAUGAAUGCUGAGAAAAAGAAUAAAGGGAAAGACUACAUGGAGAUGUACAUUGAACCUGGUCUGUUCCUGGAUCCUUUCACGACAGUGACUCUGGGCUGGCCGGAUAAUGACAAGGAUUUAGGCUUCCAGUGGUCAUGUGGGCGUUGCUGGGCCCAGUGGAGUGACUGUGUGGCGAGGAGGCUGCUUCGCACUGACCAGAGGGAGCUGGUGGUGCCUCCGUCCUGCCUGCCGCUGCCCCCUGCUGCCGUCAGCCUGCGCCUGGCUGUCCUGAGAGGCCCAGAGCUGCAGCAGGAGGCGGAGUGCUGCCUCUACGUGUCCACUCCCCUGGAACUCAGGCCUCGAGUCAGCUGUGAGAAGAACUGCGGGCCGGUGAGAGCCGAUGAGGACGUUCUGCUCAGGGUCGCCAUGGCAGACGAGGACCUUGCCACCACGUUCAGCUGGUAUUUAGAUGACACCUCGUCAGGGAAGGUGCAGCCCCUCCCGGCCACCUGCGCGCUCCAAGGGCCGUGGCCAAGUUCUCCGAGGCUGCUCCAGAGCAAUGCCUCCACGCUGCUGCUCAAUGGCUCCCUCCUGCAGGCCUGGGGAGAGGUCCUCCGCAUCAGAGCCACAGCACUGACUGGGCACGCCUACGGGGAGGACACCUACGUGGUCAGCACUCUGCCUCUUCCCGAUGUGCCUGUCUGUGUCAUCAGCCCGGAGGAGGGCACCAUUCUGACAAGCUUUGCCGUCUUCUGCAACGCCUCCAUGGCCUCAGGCCCCUUGGAGUUCUGCUUCUGUCUGGAAUCAGGUCCCUGCCUACACUGUGGUCCGGAACCUGCCCUCCCAUCCGUCUAUCUGCCACUCGGAGAAGAACACAAUGACUUUGUCCUGACAGUGGUCAUUUCAGUCACCAAUCAUGCGGGAGACAGGCAGCAGACACAUGCAGUGGUUAAGGUGGGACUCGGAGACGCACGUGUGGAAGAUGUGGCAUUCCAGGCUGCCGUGUCGGAGAAGAUCAUGGCCGCCCUGCACAGUGCACGAGGGCCUGAGUGCCUCCUCCAGCUGGCCAGGUCCGUGAACUCCGCGCUCACCUGGGAGCUCCAGGGCCCGGCCUCGGGGGAGCCACCGAGAGCAGACGCCAGACAGAAGGUCAGAGAGCAUGUGCUGGGGGCGCUGUCCACCAUUGCCCCCAGCCUGGAGGACUUGAGGAUGGUGCAGGGGCUGGCCGAGGUGCUGACAGAGGUGACCCAGAGCAGCCAGGAGCUCACGCCCUUGGCCCGGUGGGAGGCCAGCCGGGCUCUGCAGCACGCCAGUGAGGCUCUGUUAGCAGUGAGUGCUGAAGCCCGUUCUGAGAACCAGAGGCACCAGGCGGCCACCACGGCCCUGUUUCAGGCUGUGGGCAGCGUGCUGGAAGCUUCCCUGCAUGGUGGACUGGAAAAGCCCAUGGGGGCCAACAGUAGCCAGAUGGACCCACUGCCCCAGCUGCUCGGGGCUGUAGAGCACGUGCAGACGGCCCUCCUGCUCAGGAGACUGCCCGGGGGCCUGCCGGCCACCUUGACCACCACCUCCAUCUCUGUGUAUGCCAACAGAAUACAGCCCUGGGGCUGGCGAGGCUCUGUGCAUAUCGCUGCUGCUGGCUCUGCGACCUUCACUCUGCCUGCUGCUGCCUCCCUUGGCCCUGUGGGGAAUGGCCAGGAGCCUGUGGACCUAAGGAUGAUGAGUUUCCCAAGGAGCCCUUUUCCAGCCUGUGGUCACUUCAAUGUCAGUGGAACUGUCGGUGGCCUCCAUCUGACCAGCCCUCGCGGACAGCCCAUACCCGUGAAGAAUCUGUCAGAGAAUAUCGAGAUCCUGCUGCCCCGGCUUCCGGAAGGACACAGCGGGCCGACUGUGUUGAGUCUGACCAAUCCCGAGGCUUUGUGGGUGAACCUAACCUCAGGAGAGGCGGCUUUGGGGGUCCAACUGCACUGGAGACCGGGUGUCGCACUCACGCUCAGGCUGGGCUAUGGUUACCACCCCAACGAGACCAGCUACGACGCCCAGACUCACCUGCCGCCCACGGCUGCCCCAGACGAGCUGUCCACGUGGAUCCUGAGCCCGGAAGACCUGCAUUUUGGAGAAGGCAUCUAUUAUCUGACCGUGGUCCCCGAGUCUGAGCUGGAGCUGGCCCCCAGCAGAAACCUCACAGUCGGCAUCAGCACCUUCCUGUCCCACUGCGUGUUCUGGGACGAGGUCCAGGAGAUGUGGGAUACCUCUGGGUGCCAGGUGGGGCCGUUGACGACCCCCUUCCAGGCCCACUGCCUCUGCAACCACCUCACCUUCUUUGGAAGCACGUUCCUGGUGAUGCCCAAUGCCAUCGACGUCCGCCAGACCACUGAGCUCUUUGCCACGUUUGAGGACAACCCUGUGGUGGUAACUGCUGUGGGCUGCCUCUGCGUGGCCUACGUGCUGGCGGUGAUCUGGGCGAGGAGGAAGGAUGCUCGAGAUCAGGCUAAGGUGAAGGUCACAGUGCUGGAGGACAACGAUCCCUUUGCCCAGUACCACUACCUGGUGACGGUCUACACCGGACACCGGCGAGGGGCAGCCACGUCCUCUAAGGUGACUGUCACUCUGUAUGGCCUGGAUGGAGAGAGCGAGCCCCACCACCUGUCAGACCCCGACACCCCAGUAUUUGAGCGAGGAGGAGUGGAUGUCUUCCUGCUCUCCACCCGGUUUCCCCUGGGGGAACUGCGAAGCCUCAGGCUGUGGCAUGACAACUCAGGGGACCGGCCAUCCUGGUACGUGGGCCGGGUGCUGGUCCACGACCUGGCAAUGGAUCGGAAGUGGUAUUUCCUCUGCAACUCGUGGCUGUCCAUCGACACUGGAGACUGUGUCCUCGACAAGGCAUUUGCAGUGGCCACCGAGCAGGACAGGAGACAAUUCAGCCACCUGUUCUUCAUGAAGACCUCCGUGGGCUUCCAGGAUGGACACCUGUGGUAUUCCGUCUUCAGCCGCUCAGCCCGGAGCAGUUUCACCUGUGUCCAGAGGGUGUCCUGCUGCUUCUCCCUGCUCCUGUGCACCAUGCUGACCAGCAUUAUGUUCUGGGGUGUCCCCAAGGACCCAGCUGAGCAAAAGAUGGACUUGGGUAAGAUCGAAUUCACGUGGCAGGAAGUGAUGAUCGGACUGGAGAGCUCCAUCCUCAUGUUCCCCAUCAACCUCCUCAUCGUGCAGAUCUUUCGAAACACCCGUCCCCGGGCCACCAAGGAGCAGAACACUGGGACAGGGAGCCAGGGGUCCCCCAAUCUGACCCCCUCACCGCAGCCCACGGAGGAUGGCCUUCUGACGCCUGAAGCAGUGACCAAGGACACGCAGAGACUGGUCAGCUCUCUGUUUAAAGCCCUGAAGGUGCCACUCCCUCCCUCGGGCUGGGACUCGCUCGGUGCAGUGGACAUCGACAAUCUCCUGGCCUUGGUGGAAGACGUCAUUUGCCCAGAGAACAAGGCAGACCCAGUGCUCUGGGAGAAAGUGAGAAGAGAGGACCCUCUGCCACUCACUCUUGUGUCUGUGCGAGAGAAACAGAAAGUGCAGCACUCCAAGCCCACAGUGGCCCGGAGAGGCCUUUGGAAGGACAGCACCUACGGGCAGUGUCUCUACCUCCAGCUGGAGCGCGUGGAGCAAGAGCUGCAGCUGGUGGGGCCCCAUGGCUUCCCAAGGAGCCACAGUCACGCCCAGGCCCUCAGGAGGCUGCAGACGCUGAAGAGCUGCCUGAAAGCACAGCCAGGCGCCACCACCCUGGUCUGCACCAGCCUCCCGCGGGCGAGCAAGCCCCCUGGCGGCCUGCCCUGGUGGUGCGUCCUGGUGGGCUGGCUCCUGGUGGGGGCCACCAGCGGCGUGGCGGCCUUCUUCACCAUGCUCUACGGCCUGCGCUACGGGCGGGCCAGCUCCCUCAGGUGGCUCAUCUCCAUGGCCGUGUCCUUCCUGGAGAGCGUGUUCAUCACCCAGCCCCUGAAGGUUCUGGGCUUUGCUGCUUUCUUCGCACUGGUCUUGAAGAAAGGGGAAGAUGAAGAGGAGACUGUGUCCCCCAUGCUGGGCAGUCUGACCAGCCCAGAGCCCCGUGCCUUUCUCCGAACACGAAGGAACAGCAACCAGGACACCUACCGGCCGCCCCUUCCCACCGCGGUAGAGAAGAUGAAAGCCGCCCGCCUCAGGGGACAGAAGGCAUUCGCCCUAAUCCGAGAGAUCUUGGCCUACCUGGGCUUCCUGUGGAUGCUGCUGCUGGUGGCCUAUGGCCAGAGAGACCCCCACGCCUACCACUUCCACAGGCACCUCGAGCACAGCUUCACCCAAGGCUUGUCAGCAGUGCUGGGCUUUCGAGAGUUCUUCGAAUGGGCCAACACCACCCUCGUGAGCAACCUCUACGGCCAACCCCCAGGCUUUGUCACUGAUGGGAACUCCAAGCUGGUGGGCAGUGCCCAGAUCCGCCAAGUGAGGGUCCGGGAAAGCUCCUGUCCUCUUGCCCAGCAGCUGCAGGCUUCUUUCACUGGAUGCCAUGCGCCAUAUUCCCUGGAUGCCGAAGAUCUGGAAGACUAUGGGGAAGGCUGGAAUGCCUCCGCCCUCAAUAACAGCAAUGGCUUUCCCUCGGCUUGGCAGUACCAGAGCCAGAGCCAACGUCAAGGGUAUCCCAUUUGGGGAAAACUCACUGUGUACCGGGGAGGAGGCUACGUGGUCCCCUUAGGGACUGAUCACCAGAAUGCAUCGAGAAUGCUCCAGUACCUCUUUGACAACACCUGGCUGGACACGCUGACCAGGGCUGUGUUCGUGGAGUUCACCGUCUACAACGCCAACGUCAACCUGUUCUGCAUCGUCACACUGACGCUUGAGACCAGCGCCCUGGGAACCUUCUUCACGCAUGCAGCCCUGCAGAGCCUCCGCCUGUACCCCUUCACUGACGGAUGGCACCCCUUUGUGGUGGCGGCCGAACUUCUUUACUUCCUCUUCCUCCUCUACUAUAUGGUGGUCCAGGGCAAGCUCAUGAGGAAGCAGAAGUGGGGCUAUUUCUGCAGCAAGUGGAACCUUCUGGAGCUGGCCAUCAUUCUGGCCAGCUGGAGCGCCCUGGCGGUGUUUGUGAAGAGGGCCAUCCUGGCAGAGCGUGACCUCCAGCGCUACCAGAGCCACAGGCAGGAGGGAGUUAGUUUCGGUGAGACAGCAGCAGCUGAUGCUGCCCUCGGCUACAUCAUCGCCUUCCUGGUUCUCCUAUCCACACUGAAGCUCUGGCAUCUGCUCAGGUUGAAUCCCAAGAUGAACAUGAUCACGGCGGCCCUACGUCGUGCCUGGGGUGACAUUUCAGGCUUUAUUGUCGUCAUCUUUAUCAUGCUCCUGGCUUACUCCAUUGCGUCCAACUUAAUAUUUGGUUGGAAACUCCGCUCCUACAAAACCCUCUUUGACGCAGCAGAAACGAUGAUCAGUCUCCAGCUAGGAAUCUUCAAUUAUGAGGAGGUCCUGGACCACAGCCCAGUGCUUGGCUCGUUCCUAAUUGGGUCCUGUGUCAUUUUUAUGAUGUUUGUGGUGCUGAAUUUGUUUAUCUCUGUCAUCCUGGUGGCCUUCAGUGAGGAGCAAAAAUACUAUCAGCUGUCAGAAGAAGAAGAGCUCAUUGAUUUGCUGCUGUUGAAAAUAUUCAGUUUCCUGGGUGUUAAAUGCAAAAGAGAGGUUCCUCGAAGAAGCAGCAGCAGCGAGCAGCCCGAGGCGCGGCCCGAGGCCAAGUCCCCUCCACCAGCAGUGGUUUUGCCCGAGGUCUAAGCUGUUCAUCCGCACAUGAUUGUCUGCAGGUCGCCCAAAAGCCAGAGCCCGGUCCCCUGAAACUGCCCAGAGAUCUUACCUUUUCUCCAGACUGUCAUUAUUUGUAGAAGUCACCAAGCCCCAAAGUUCAAAAGUGAGGGUAACGUACAUGCAAAAAUAGCCCCAUUCGUGAGUACUUGCGUGUUCAAAUGUAUUUCCUUCUAGAAAUAAAACGUUACACAGAGCUCAGGAAACCCAAUCUCCUCUACCAAAUCACCGUUGCAUCGUUUUUGUCCUUCAGGGGUUUCCUCUGAAGGAUUCUAGUUCAAGGCUUUUCAAACUUGGUCUGAGCAAUCAUCAGGAAACGCUCGUGGGUGUUGUAUUGUUUUUAUGGCUGUGGGGACAGUGUGUCGCCAACUGGGGGUUUAUGCAGCAGGUAUGAAUGCCUCACAGCUCUGGACAGUACAAGUCUGAGGUGUCGGCAGGGCCGGGCUCCCUCGGAGGACUCUGAAGAAGAAUCUUGCACCUCUCCCAGCUUGUGCCAUUUGCUGGUAAGCCUCAGUGGUCCUCGGCUUGGAGACACAUCGACCCUGUCUCCACACAGGCCUUCUCCCUGUCUCUGUCUUAUCUUCUCAUAACAUCACCAGUAAUAUUGGAUCAAGGGCCUGCCCUUCUCCCCUAUGAUCUCUUAAGUAAUUACACCUGCAGUGACCUUGUAUGUCAGCACGGUCACCUUCAGAAGUUGACUUUGUCAUAGCGCCUUAGGGGACACAAUUCAAUCCAUAGCAGGUUGCCGGGGCCGCAAUCUGGGCUGGCUAAGAUGGAAGAUGGAUGUGUCAUGAAGACCCUGUUGGGGGUCUUCUCUGUCUCUGUCUCCCUUUUUCUCAUAGAAGAAAUAAACGUGAACAACAGGACACACACACUGCCUGUUUCUUUGGUGGGCCGGCCUGGCCUGUGACACAGCCCCACAUGGAUGCGAUCCUGUUCUCCCCUGAUGAAUUAGUGGGCAGCAUGGAUUGCAUCAUGCCACACUGGUUUGCACAAAAUAGCAAUUAAGGCAGAAUAUUGGCAUUAUAGAAGGCAUCCGAGAGCUGGAGUUUAGCGCAGAUCAGGGUGACCCAAUCAACAUCUCAGAGGCUGAAGCAGAUCUCCCUCCCGAACUCCUCUCUGGAUUGGAAACGUGCUUCCUCCUUUUGCAUAAACAAGAGUGAUUAACACUCCUACUGUCUUUGCUAAAUAUCCCAAAACUCCUUACCCUAAGAUGUUCCUUCAGUCGCCACACCCCUUGCUCUGAGCCAUGAGAACCUUUGAAUUCCAUUGUGUUUAGGUAGGGAUGGAAUACACCCUUAGGAAUGGUAAACCUGCUUGUUUUGCUUCUGUAAUUCGCUUUUGCUUUUACACUGUAAAACCCUACCCCCUACCCUUUCAAGUCCACUGCUCUUUGUUCUCAUGAUUGCACUGUCAACUGGAAAAGAGUGUGAUUUUUGCCUUUAUAAACACCCCUCACCUUGCACUUGGGGCUGCGGGGUUUUGAGAGACGAGUCCCCUCCCACAUGCCGCUGGCUUAGUCAAUAAAACUCCAAUAAAUUUGGUAGUGUCUGGAUGUCCUCUUCUUUCCGAGUAGACUAUAACAAGGCAAAGUACACAGAGCUCAAGAGGAUUCGUUUUCCAGCUGGCCUGGACGCCUGGUCCUCCUACCACCGCACGCAGUCACUUGAGCUAUCUGCCUUUCCUCUUCCUUUCUUGGACAAGUCCUGAAAUGAGGGUAGUACCUACCAGAGCGGGGUGGAGGAGGAUUGAAAGGUCGUGUUUGCACAGUGCCAGGCACGCAGCAAAGACUCGACAGGUGAUUCAGGUCACAGCACAGAUGUGCCAGCAAUCCCAGGUUUAUGAGUCGAUGGAAGCUCAGCGCAAUGACAGGGUGUCUUGUCAAUUAGGCAACCUCUCCAAGGUGCCCACCCUGUGAAAGUGUGGAGCUUCAAGGGUUUUUCACAUAGAGUUUCUUUGCUGACUCAUGUCCUUGCCAUAGUCUGUGUCAGAGGUGAAGUCUUUCCCAGAACUUCAUUAUUUUCUGUCUUCUUGGGCCAAGCUUUUCUUGGAAGGCCUUGGUCACCUGGCUGGCUGAUUAAGCAAGGAACUGUUCCCUGGGUCUCACCUCUCUGCCUUUUGUUUUUGAAUUUUGCCAGAGGGCACGUGGGCGAGCCAGGAAGACAGGACAGUGAGAAUGGGAGAGAGAAAUCAUCCCUUUGCCAUCUUGCUUUCCUUUCCAAAUUGUGGUUAGGCCAUGCACAUGCCUGGAAAGUUUCUAAAACUGCUGGGUCAGGUACUUGAAUCUCUGGGUCAAACAUGAGAGAGCCGGCUGCCUUAAUUAACCACGAGGCCAUGGAGCCAGGUCACUUUGUCUUUUGGACAUUCCUACAUCCAUGACUGGCUCGGAUCCAGUCUCCCCCAACAGGCUGCAGUCAACCCACAGACAGGUCUUUUCCACUCUAGAAGCUUCUUGACUCUGUCCCAUUUGGGGUCCCUGGAACUCUUGAGAUCAGUGGAGUAAUGAAUUAGGUUCUGGACUGUUCACAGUAUUUCUAAACGUCAGAGGAACUGCGUGUGUCAGUGCGACUCUGGCUGAAGCCCAAAACAGACCUCAGUUGGAAGGACUCUGGUUGGAGCUGGCUACGAACCAGGCCCUGGGUGACCUUGAUUUUCUGUGCAAGUGCAGGACCCCACCCUCUAACGGACUGGGGCGCCUUCCUUGCCCAAGGACCCCGGGACUCAGCGGCUUGUGAGCAUGCGGGCCCAACGGACUCUCCCUGCCUGGAACCCCUCCGGGCGAGGGCAGUGACCAGGUCCUCCUCACCCGCGGGGCUGCUGAGCAAGCACUUCCACCCGCUGAGAACCGGCACCCGG